This is a messenger RNA of Diaporthe batatas, 1108 nucleotides long. RefSeq lists its product as uncharacterized. Gene Ontology annotation, biological process: nucleosome assembly. Gene Ontology annotation, molecular function: structural constituent of chromatin; DNA binding; protein heterodimerization activity. The record is from RefSeq and is a predicted model, not a curated record. NCBI's taxonomy places the organism in Eukaryota, Fungi, Ascomycota, Sordariomycetes, Diaporthales, Diaporthaceae. The transcript is spliced from 7 exons. Bases 290 to 709 code for a protein of 139 amino acids.
AUUUUGGAGGGGUAAAGCUUAUCUUAUCGUUACCCCUGCCCCCCUGCCGGCCGUAGGUAUGCUUGUCAAAACAUGGGGAGUUUGGCACAAUCCCCCCAAACCUAUGGCCGCCACUCCCAGCCAGGCUGCCUCUUUCUUGGGCGCCCCAUAUUCUUGGUGUCUUGGUGGUGCCGGCAUCUUGGGAAGCCUCAACCUCCCACCCGUUUCCAACCCUCCUCCUAACCCUGCCGGCCCAACCGCACUACACCACAACGUCUGAGGCCCUCACCUUUCACCCACGCCGCCCACGAUGCCUCCCACUAUUCCCCAGCGUGGUGGCCCGUCUGGCUUGAAAAAUCGUCCUGGCACGGUCUCUGGGAAGGCUAUUUGGGGCGCCAAGGGUGGCAAGCGUCACAGAAAAAUCACAAAGGACAGCAUCAAAGGAAUUACCCGUCCUGAUAUUCGUCGGUUGGCUCGUCGUGGUGGCGUCAAGCGAAUCUCAGCACAAAUUUACGACGACGUUCGCGAGGCCCUGAAGGCCCGCCUCGAGAUAAUUCUGCGUGACUGCGUCACAUACGUUGAGUACAGGAAAGCCAAGACCGUGACUGUAUAUGAUGUCAUCCACUCCCUGAAGCGCAUCGGUCGACCGAUUUAUGGAUUUGAUCCCGAGACCGACAAAUCAACCAAGCACAAGGUCUCGCGACGAGGCCCUGCUCCCCGCCAUGGCUGAAACCAGCGCAAGGCUUUCCUACUGAUCAGCACUCCGUGUCGAUGGUUCCCUGAGGUGACCGUCGGGCUGGGCUCAUGCUACAAAGCCCCGAGCUUCUGAUCUGUCUCGUCUGUUCUGCUGUGAUACCAAUACCAAAAGAAGCUGUCUGGGUAUGCUGCAUUUGACCAAAGGGGUUCGGCGUUUAAAGGGAUAUUUGUUUCCAGGCUAGGCAUGUCAGCUUUACCAGGUCUGCGGCGAUGGUUGUUCAUGUUGUCGCUUUGGAGGGUCUCGAUACGGAAGCGAGCUUGGUGUUAUCGUGACUUUCUGCAUUUCGCGUACUUCUUUAGCCACACUAUUUCUGUACGACCAUUCCCCGCGUCUAGGUACAUACUCAAAACCAAUCUAUACUGUUCGACAUAA